Messenger RNA from Gekko japonicus, 4526 nucleotides. RefSeq names its product ZFP91 zinc finger protein (gene ZFP91). Gene Ontology annotation, biological process: regulation of transcription by RNA polymerase II. Gene Ontology annotation, molecular function: transcription coregulator activity. Bases 1 to 1368 code for a protein of 455 amino acids. NCBI's taxonomy places the organism in Eukaryota, Metazoa, Chordata, Lepidosauria, Squamata, Gekkonidae. The transcript is spliced from 11 exons. The record is from RefSeq and is a predicted model, not a curated record. Gene Ontology annotation, cellular component: nucleus.
AUGUUUCCUAAACUUCUUAGGUACCUGGAAAAAACUGUUGUGAAAGAUCCCAAAGAAGAAGCUGAAGAGGAAGAAGUCACAAAUGUUAUUGCUGCUGGUAUCCCAGUUAGUACCGUCAGGCCCACCCGAGGCUGGCGUAGCAACAGGGCAACUGCAGUUCAUCAGUGUGAAGCAGAGAAUUCACGCAGUUCUAGAUCAAAGACUGGAUCCCUGCAGCUCAUCUGCAAGUCAGAACCAAACACAGACCAGCUAGAAUUUGAGGUCACAGAAGAGCAUCCUUCUCCAUCUGGGAUCAGUGAUGAAGAAGAAAUGCUCAUCAGCGAAGAAGAAGUUCCCUUCAGAGAUGAUCCGAGAGAUGAAACCUAUAAGCCCCAUUUAGACAGGGAAGUUCCAAAACAAAGGAAAAAAUCAGGGAAGGGAAAAGAAGAAAAAGAGAAACAGAAAGAAAUUAAAGUAGAGGUAGAAGUCAAAGAAGAAAUUGAGUUUCGGGAAGAUGAGGAGCCCCCCAGGAAGAGGGGGAGAAGGAGAAAAGAUGACAAGAGCCCAAGAUUACCCAAAAGGAGGAAGAAGCCCCCAAUACAGUAUGUUCGCUGUGAGAUGGAAGGAUGUGGUACAGUUCUUGCACACCCUCGGUAUCUACAGCAUCACAUCAAGUAUCAGCACUUGCUGAAAAAGAAAUAUGUCUGUCCCCAUCCCUCCUGUGGGCGUCUCUUUCGACUCCAGAAGCAACUUUUGCGGCAUGCCAAACACCACACAGAUCAAAGGGAUUAUAUCUGUGAAUAUUGUGCUCGUGCUUUCAAGAGUUCUCACAAUCUAGCGGUUCACCGAAUGAUCCACACAGGCGAGAAGCCAUUGCAAUGUGAGAUAUGUGGAUUCACCUGCCGGCAGAAGGCAUCAUUGAACUGGCACAUGAAAAAGCAUGAUGCAGAUACCUUUUACCAGUUCUCAUGCAAUAUCUGUGGAAAGAAGUUCGAGAAAAAGGACAGCGUUGUAGCACAUAAGGCCAAGAGCCACCCAGAGGUGCUUAUUGCUGAAGCGCUGGCGGCCAAUGCGGGUGCCCUUAUCACCAGCACUGACAUCCUGGGCACCAAUGCAGAGCCCAUUGCCUCGCCCACAGAUGGCCAGGGCCUUCCCCUUCUUCCAGACCCCCUUGGGAACACCGCUUCUGGAGAGUGUCUGCUGCUGAAUCCUGAUGGGAUGCCAAAGGCAUACUGCAGUGGGGGUGACCGUGUCAGUCCGAUGGCAGAUGGAAAAAUCUUUGUGGGCAGUGGUAGCAGUGAGAGUGCGGAAGGGCUGGUCAUGAACACAGAGAUCCUUGGAGCCACCACUGAAGUUCUAAUUGAAGAUUCUGAUUCUACAGGACCUUAGUGGGAAAAGAGCACAUAGGAGUUGGGACAACUCGAACUUGUAUUUAAAAUAAUAAAAGGAAAAAUUAUUCAACAUAGAGAAGCUAAACAAAUUAAAAUUACUAGUCAGAUAACUAAAGGGCCUGCUCCCCUCUCACCCACCCCCUUCCUGAGUGGAUCACAGCACAUUCCUUCAGAGUCCCUCGGAGCGGAAUGUUGCCUUUACACAGACAGCCUCUGACAAAGCAAAGGAAUGCUUGCAAUGCCGGGAAGAGAAGCAGCCAGAGCCUGUCCCUCUCCCUGCCCGCCCAAAGUAAGCAAAUUUCCUGCUUCUUGGCCACAUGGCAAGUCUGGAGGUGUUUGUGCUCUGGGUCAGUAACUCAAUCUUGGGAUCCUCUUUUGCGUCUCCAGUCACUCAUCCUGUUCUAUGCAUUGUUACACUUUGACCCUUGCAGGCUGUCACUUUUCCUUCUAGGGUUUAGGGGUAUAGUUUGGCACUUUAGGAUGAGCUGUAAAACAGCCUCUAUGCCUCUUUCUCUCAUCCUUCCCUUCUGCUUCUGUGAGGAAAGAGUGGUGAUACCAGCACUCUGAUGCUGCAUGCUCUCUCGAUGAGGGGUGCAUUCCUUUUUGUACAGCUGCUUUGGCUGCAAACGUUUGUGGGAGAGGCAAUGAGAAUGGGCGCUAGGCUGGUAAAAGUAAAUUUGCACUUUGAACGUGUCUUCUUUUUUUUUAAGUGGAGAUAACAAAAUUCCUUAUUUAUUGGGUUUGGGGGGGGCGUUUUUUUGGGGGGAGGCUUAAGGGCUGUUUUAGUUGCUGUUUAGGGAAGCAUUUUUCCUUCCAAAACUGAAAUCCCUUUUAAGUGGUGUACAGCAGGAGCAGCAAACCAUGUUUAGGAAUUGUCCCUUUUUCCUAAGGGGGAAAAGUGCUAGUUUCACAGAGUAGGUCUCAUUGCCCAUUCUGGUCAACAGUAAGGAGCCUGUUAGCGUCCACAUUGUCUGUUUGGAGAGGGAGGGGUCUGGUUGAGGAGGAGCAAUGGCUACUUCCUAGCUCUGCGGUCAUGAGUCCCCCUUUUUCACUGUGUCGCCUUGCUUGCUUUGUCUUUCCCUGUAGCUUGGAUGGGCAAAUGCCAGGAAGAGCAGCAAGUCUUGUCUUGAGGUUGUACUAAUUGCUAAUCAGCUUUGUGGCUGGCCUUCUAACACAGUCUGCCUCUUAGACAUUUUGACCCAGGCUUUUCAAAUCCAUUUUGAGGCAAAACUGAUACUGGGUGGUGGAAUCUCCAUCUUUCCUCAGCCAUACGUCCAGUCUUCUCACUUAGAUGCACAUCUUUUUGUUUCUGUGAAACUUAGUGGUGUGAGCAUCAAUGGAGAAUGAAAUGAGUUCAGUAUUUUGUGCGGAAAUUAGAAAGGCAACUGUGACAUUUAAAUAUUUCUUAUUCAAGAAGAUAGAAUUUGUGGGAGCUCUUGACUGUUAUCUAUGAGCUUGUAAUGGCAUAUUUUUGCAAUUCAAGAGGUUUUUUUAAUAACCGAGUGUGUUCACAAGUCCAAGGACUGAGCUGAGGAUUUCUCUUGAGCAUGAUUAUAAUUAAACAGUUGUGUUGCCACUUGUGUUCGAGCAAUGCUUUGAUACUGAAGGGACAAAAGGCUUUUAGUCUACCGCUCUACCUCACAUGGUUGGUUCUAAAUCCUGUUGUGGCACUCGCUGGCAUUACCUAUACUCAUUUCCAGCUACACUUUUUUGUAGUCCUUGUUAUCUGGAGAGGAGCCUCAGUGCUGUUUCUUACAGCUAGUUGGAAGCUAAGCAUCAGCAGGGUAUUAUGUGAAGCACUAAAAUGAGGCAAUCGGGGUCAGUCCUGCACAUGUGCUGCAGCCUACCAGGGGUUUUAUCUUGCCCCACUGUCCUGCAGCAUGACCAGUGGCUUCAACAGCCUCUUCUGUUGUGUGCUGCCUGCAGCCUAGCAGAUGCUUGUUGUGCAUGCUGACAUGGAUUCUCUCAUGAAGUUCACACUGGAAAGGUGUCAGGUUGACAGCUUGUCCUGUGGAUUGCUGAGGAGACUGCCCACUGUGAAAUACAGUGUCGUGUAACCAAGAGAAAUCAUCACGUAGAUUGUUUUCAGCUUGUACAGGCUUGUAACUUUACAGGAAAGAGAUGCUAUAGAUGGUUAGUAGGAAAUCCAUUUGAAGUACUUUCUCCCCCUGCUUGAGUUGCCCAUCAGUCUCUUAGCUGCCUUUUCUAGACUAUUCUGCUGAUUGCUUUCCCAUGAGUAUAUAUAUGAAAGUAACUGUCAUGUAUUUAAUAAGAACAGCCCCUUGCACUCCAGUGUAGAUAAGACCAUUACAACUUCCUUUCUGGAUUUGUGAACUGAACCAAUUGGUUCCUGAUACAAAACUUUCCUACAGUUUCUCCUCUAUGUGUCUCCCACCACGCGCAUGCAGUUUUGCUUCAAUAAGAAUUGUAGUUGCAAUAAAUUAUUUGUGUUUUCUUCUAUUAAACUUUUUUUCCUCUGGGAAGGAAGCAUGGUGCUGGGAGCUGAAGCUAUAUAAUCUCCUCCUUCAGUAUAGGAUAGUUUACAAUAACUAAUCUGACACUCACCGACUGCAACUGCAGUUCCAUAGUCUUUGUCUUAUCUGUAAACUCUUUGAAUGGUCAGCAUUUGAGCCCCAUCCUGUUCCUGGUUAGGGAUGGUGUGCAUCCCCCUUUUAAGGAGCUGAGACGAGCUUGUUCCUUGGAUGAGUGCAGAUUCUCUCCAGCAUUUCACCUGAAUGGCAAUAGAACAGAACUGGUGAGAACAGGAAUCUCAGGAGUUCUGCAAAAGCUAUAGCGUACUUCGUGCAUGAAAAGUGGCCCAUCUGAUUUAGAUGCUUCAUUACUGCAGACUCUGAAAAAUGGCACAACACUGAAGAGUUUGUGGGAAGAGAGAAAGGGGAGGUUUUAGAAACCCUUGGUGGCACGCUCUCCCAGGAGAUGGUGAAGAGCUGGGGGCAAACUGCACUUGCAUUGUGAAUCCUACCAGAGGACGGGCCAGGAUUUGUGAUUGAUAGCAGAACUACCUGAAGUAGUAGCCACUGGGUGGCAACAGAGCUGUGUUGCAUUGUGGCACACCCCUAUUUUUUAGUGUAAAGCGAAGGGAUGGUGGAUUUGACAAGUCUUUGAUUGCUUAAAAGCCUUGUUGCAUAUAGAGUU